CAAUAACUCACCUUCAAGUCCACUCAGAUACACCAGAAAUACCUAAAUCCACCAUGCACUAGACGAAUAACACACACCAUGCCCCGGAGAAACGAGAAACAAUACUAACUAACCGGAACCCUGGUGCCCAUAUAGUCGCCUCCCAGCUGAUCAAGGCGCCUAGAAACCUGCCACGGGGCUCCCCAUACACACCAUGCGCUGGCUUUUCCUCCUCCUCUUUGCCUCCCACGCCCUCAGUGAAGCCAAGAGUGACAGACCAGUGCCACCCGUGAUAUUAGUGCCUGGCGAUGGCGGCUCUCAGAUGGAAGCGAUGCUGGACAAGCCAGAAGUUGUUCACUACAUCUGCUCCAAGAAGACGACUUACUGGUUUGACUUGUGGCUCAACAUGGAGCUGCUCAUGCCGGAGAUCAUCGACUGUUGGAUUGACAACAUGCGACUCGUGUACAACAGCACCACCCACACCACCAAGAACUCUCCAGGAGUGAAGAUACGCAUGCCGGGCUUUGGCAACACUGACACUGUGGAGUGGCUCGACCCUAGCCACCGCUACCCCACUGGCUAUUUUUAUGACAUUGUUCAGGCCAUGGUGACUUCUGACCUUGCCUACAAGAGAGGGACCACUGUCAGGGGAGCGCCAUUUGACUUCAGGAAGGCUCCAAAUGAGCUGCAGUACUAUUUUGAUGCCCUACGGCAGCUGACAGAGGAAAUGUAUAACACGAGCGGUCAGCGUGUGGUGUACCUGCUGCACAGCAUGGGCGGCCCCAUCACCUGGUACUUCCUGGGCCACCAGCCGCAGAGCUGGAAGGACAAGUAUGUGGAGGCCGUCAUCUCCCUGGCCGGCGCCUGGGGAGGCUCCAUAAAGGCCGUCAAGGUGUACACUGCAGGAGACAACUUGGGGAUCUACUUGAUCAGCCCUCAAAACAUAAGAAAGGAGCAGCGAUCAGCGCCCAGCCUUGCUUUCCUGCUGCCCUUGCCUACUGUAUGGAAGUCAGAUGAUGUGCUUGUUCAGACCCCAGAGAAAAACUACACCACAGCUAAUUUCAAGGACCUGUUUGAGGCAUUAAAGCUUCCUGAUGCCUACAACAUGUACCUAGACACCAAGGACCUGCUGAAAACCCUGCCACCGCCGGGCGUUGAGUUGCACUGCCUGUACGGCCACACUGUUAACACAGUGGAGAAAUUGGUCUAUCAGGAAGGCCAUUUUCCCGACAGUCCUGAGAUUAUCUUUGGAGAUGGAGAUGGGACUGUUAACAUUCGCAGCGCUAAAGUCUGUGAGUCGUUCAAAGAUAAACAGAAGCAGAAGGUGCAUGCCAAGCCCUUCCCAAACAUGGAGCACAUGGCCAUCCUGAAGGAAGUCAACAGCAUCGCCUACAUCCUACAGGUGCUCCACAACAUUACACAGAAGAAUGAAAAGGCUGCUGCUGCUGCUAAAUCCUCUCAGGGAAAGAAAGAGUUGUUUAUGAAUAUCAUCAAGAAAAAGGAAGUUAUUGCUCCAUCUGCUACACAUGAAACCCUGAGAACUGAAGAAUCCAUUCAUGCUUCUGCUGAGGCUGCUCUGAACAAUGAGAAAACUAUGCAAGCUACUGCCACUGCUGCUAAGACUAUGAUGAAGACUGAAGCAGCUAUUCAUGCUGCUGCUGCUGCUGCCAAGGCUGCAUUGAGGAAGGAAGCUGUGGAUGCCCGUAUGCAUGAACAAGCUCCUGCUGCAGCCCAUAAAGUCACUCACGUGGAGGCUUUGGAAAAGUCAAGAGAGAAGAAUAUGGUGAAGCAAUAUUUGGUGCAGAAUUUACAAGAUGAAAACAGGAUCAAAAGAAGAAGUGUUGAUCCUUCAGCCUUCUGGAAAACCCUAAACAGCAAUCCUAAUGUGUCAUGAUGAAACUCAACAAUCCUAUCAACACUUGAAAGCUGUCAGACCCACCACAAGUAACAAACAUUCUCUUUGUAGAGCCUAAGAAGCAAGGGUGUUUGUCUCAGUUCUUCUUUGAUACAUGGUGAUUACAAUGUUCUUAAUUAGUGUAUCAACUCUCAUUUGAAGUCAGUAUUAACCACAGAAAAGUUACGAGUGGUACUUCAUAUUUCAUAGACAAAGAGAAGAUGAAAAGUUGUUUCUGGAAGCAGAGGUUUCAGCCAUGUGUAUGUGUUUAUAUAUAGUAUCUAUAUAUGUAAAAAGGUAUGCUCAUGUUCUAUGUUAGACAUGUUAAAUAUUUUUUUAUUUUAUCUGUACAUUCUAGGAUCUUAUAGGUUUGUUAUACUAUUAAUUUAAGUACAUUUUAUUCUUGUCAAAAUUUUAUUAGUUUUCUUCAAUAUUGUUGUUCUUUUAACAAUUUAUAGUAUAAAUGAAUCAUAUGUUUUAGGCAGUCGAUUCCAUCCUUUAUUGACAGCACACUCGCUUACUGCACAAGUUUGAAACCAGCACUGCAUAUUUUUAUGAGUAUGUAUACACUGUAUACUCCUGCAUUGUCAAAGUGUGUAAUGGAGCUUUGUUCAUACAGGAAAUCCCUUCAUUGGGUUCAUUUUGAUAACUGGGUUGGUCCAGUUGUACUUUUCAUUAAUCAUAAUUUCAGAUGUUCCCUAUAUUUUUUAUAUACUUACCUUUCUAUUAUCAUGGAAUCAACCUUCCAUUCACUCUGGUCUGAAUGUCAGGUCUUCAUGACAAGGCUCCAGUACUCACUGCUUCAUGUUUAGCAUGAUUUUAUCUUGCAUGUCGGUAUAAUAAUGACGUUUUGAAUUGUUCUCUACAUGUUCACAAAAGGAGUGGAGUUUCUGCACAGGACUGAGUUUUGAGGUCACUUGUGAUGUUUUUACCAUCUGUAUGCUAAUUCGGUAAAUCCUCUUUUUAAUGAACCUAUAUUCUACCAUGAGCAAGAGGUAUAUUGAACCAUAUUAGUACACAAGGAUUAACAAUAUUCCUUGUUUUGAUUUGAUAUCUUUUAUGGUAUUAUUUGAUAAAACAAUUUGAAACAGUUAAAACAAUUGAUGUAAUAUUUAUUUGAUCAACUAUUGUAAACAAUGUAAUUUGCUUUUAUACAAAACAGUACACUCUAAAUUUUAAUAUCUUCAAAUAUAACAAACUUGAAUAUAAUGACUUGGUGUUCCCAAUUAGUUACCCAAAUAGAGGGAUCUCAGCACCGUCUUGUCAGCAAGGCUCCACCACACAAGCACACACCCUGCAGUUAGUCAGGGUGUUGUUGGGUGCUUGACUGUGCACUGUAGUCCAUCGACUCUUAACUUGAGCCCUGUGGCUUGGCCUAAGGAAUCAUCCAUUGUUUACACAUCUAGCAAUGACCUGCACAUGGCGAUCUGUCUCACUGUUAGUCUGUACGUUAUCUGUUUGUGGAAAAUAUAUAUAUAUAUAUAUAUAUAUAUAUAUAUAUAUAUAUAUCUAUAUAUAUAUAUAUAUAUAUAUAUAUAUAUAUAUAUAUAUAUAUAUAUAUAUAUAUAUAUAUAAAUAAUAUGACUGCAUGGUGUUAUGGAGGGCUUAGGAUUUAAGGGAAAGACAACAACUCCGUAAACCUUCCAUUUCACUUGGCAACGUGGCUCAUGCGAUGGUGCUGCACCAUUCACCCUUCUGCCACCAUGGAAGACUCGCAUAGGUCUCACUCUCACAUCCUGCACAGCUAAGCAAAAGAUGUUAAAUAUAACGUAAAUAAUAGAGGAGGGGGGGAGGUAGCGAGCUCCUCUGAGGAGAGUGAUGGGGUGAUGUGGCAUUAGCGCAACUCAGGAGAGCUGUGCCUAAAGGCUCAAGUUAGAUUUGAUAGACUAUAGUCAAUUAUAGAUUAGAGUUUAAUGCUUUUGUUGACCAUAAUCAGUACUGGAUAUUGCAUUGAACUCUAUUAGACAAAGUAUACUUGUUCAAUAUUUAAUUUACAAAAUUUGCAAGAAAACAUGUCAAGGCCCUUGUGAAUACUUAGUGGGAACCUGUACUGAUGAAGAAAUGAACACAAGUACUGUAAUGUUGUGACAGACUGUGCCAGGAACAUGAACAAGUAGAAUAUGUUGGAAUGAAGAACCUUCCUCUCUUGCCCAUGCUUCAUCAGGGUUGCCAGGUGUCUGAUUUAAGGCUGAAGUCUGGGUAGUAAGCAGCACUGUUCAGUCUCCAGUCAGACACAAAGAAAGAUACUCAGAUUUGUUUUAAUUUUACUUAUUUGAAAAGUUAAGCUCAUUUACUUAAGUUCAUUUAUUACAUUGUCUUCACAUUUGUUUAUAUUCACUUCCUAUAAAUAAUCCAUGGCCUAUCCCCCACUACCUUUGAAAAGUCCCAUAUGAGCUGUACUGUAGCUAUAGACUGCAGGUUCAUGUGUAAUAUGAGGAUCUGAAAACUAUUAGGCUAUUAGCUGGCAACUCUAGUUAUCACCAAGCUGUGAAACUUCAGGAACUUGCUUUUGACAAUACCAUUGAUCAUUUGUAAGGUCUCUAUGUUAAGGACUGCUAUUAUCUCAGUUUAUAAUAACAUGGACACACUUGUUCAUGUGUGUUCAAUUUGACUGAAUAAUGAAAAGAAGAAUUAUUUAGUACACUAUGUUGCUUUUAUAGAAAUACAAUGCUUUUGGUGUAGGGAGAGAAAAUUUAAAUUAGUGAAUCAUACUGGAGUUCAAUAUUUAUGCCAUGGGAAUGGGGAUGCUUUCUGCUCAUGAAUAAUUUGGAACAGACAAAUGGGUGACUGAAUUGUUUUUAGUAGAUAGAGAUUUACUGAACAAAGAUGAGACUCACUGACAGAGCCUUUCUGUGAUUCAUUAGACAGAUAUUGGGACAUUACAUUGCUGCUAUGAAUAAAAGCUUCAUAAAUGGUCAAAAAAGGAAAGAUUGUAGGUUUAAGUUGCUUAGAAUAUCAUAAAAGGUUUGUGAUAUGUAAAGUAAAAAUAUGAUGGUGAUGUGUGGUACAUUAACCCGGUAGCAGUGACGGGCCUAAUUUGUGGCUUUACUGUAUACCAGCGACGGGCCAAAUUUUUGCCAUGAUAUAACCCCCCAAAAUAAAUGAUGCAUAAACUGAUCACAAAUGCGUUGAUAUAUAUUAUGAAAUGGUUUGCGUGAGUGAUGAUUUUUUCUCAUUUUUCUCGCUUAGAGGGGCCUUUAAGAAACAUGUUAGUACAAGGAGAGGGAAAGUAGUAACUGGUAUACUCAAGGGAAAACUGUAUCGCUAUUGAUUGUUUUAGAUGAAAAUUUGUAUUCUUAUGAGUACUGUAUAACAAGUGCUUUGUGAUAUGUAAAGUAAUAUUAUGGUGGUGUGUUGUGGGGAACAUAAACACAAAUAAAGGGAAAUUAGUAACUGAUAUACUCAAAGGAAAACUUUAUUGCUGUUGAUUGUUUUCCAUGAUCAUUUAUAUUCUUAUUCCCAUAUAUUCUUCAGACCACAAGCACCACCAUUGCCAAACUAGAGAUUAUACUUAGCUCUAUAUAUUCUUCAGACCACAAGUACCACCAUUGCCAAACUAGAGAUUAUACUGCCGGCUAUAGAUCCCAUCAGGAGUCUUCUGUCUGGUGGUGUGACUUGAGGCAUUAUGAGUAUCCUACAGAUUCUACAACUGCAUAAAACAAUAACUUUGAUGUAUAGAUGAGGCAAAAUUUACAAGUGAUUUUCUAAUUUAUUUUAUUUAUUUAUUUAUUUUAUUUUUGAGUAUGCACAUGUUGCUUUGUUAAUACAUGUAGCAGCUGGUGUGAGUGUUGCGAUAGGGAAAUGUAUGCUUGGUUAUUGUAUUGUAACAGUUGUCAGAAGUAAGGAAGGGUUAUGACUGACAUGCACAAAAGAGGAGUGUUGAACCAGGAUGAGUUACAGGAGUGGAAAAAUGAAUGUCAACUUGCAUGAUUCUUUUUAUUGGAAUGUUUCUGUUCUGUAAUAGCAUUGUUUUAGUUGGCAGAUUGAAUUAUGAUUGGAGAAAGGAAGGGCUGUGGUUUACAUAAUUUAUAGAAAUCGAUGUGAUGAACUGGCAGAAGCAACUGGAGUGUAGAAAAUGUAUUGUCAGCUUGUAUGAAACUUGUAAUAGGGAAGUGUAUCAUUGCUUUGUACGGUUGGCUGACUGACAUUAUCUUAUCAUUAUCAUUAUUAGUUCUAUUUACACACACACACACACACACACACACACACACACAAAUAUUUGACAGCUGAAUCCACAAUGGGUGAAUGCCAGGAAGAUAUGCAUUUUAUAAACAAUCACAAGAAGCAAAUCAUUACAAUGUACUGCAAACAGACAAUAGGUUCACCAGGCCCUAUAUGCAAGCAGCCUAUAGUGUUACUUGGCCCAGACAGCCCCCUCCCCCUCCUCAUCCCUCCCCUGGCCAUGUGCAGCUCUGAGUGUAACAUGUUACUAACCAAGGAAUCUGGAGCUCUGGAAUCCUUGACCCUAACGACGCAAUACUGUGACCAGAUAAUCAGGAAUCAAAUGAUCUUGAAAAUAAACUCAACAUUUUAGAA
Messenger RNA from Eriocheir sinensis (Chinese mitten crab), 6409 nucleotides. RefSeq names its product phospholipase A2 group XV-like. Lineage: Eukaryota; Metazoa; Arthropoda; Malacostraca; Decapoda; Varunidae. The record is from RefSeq and is a predicted model, not a curated record. The transcript has 8 exons. Gene Ontology annotation, biological process: lipid metabolic process. The coding region runs from base 194 to 1873 and encodes 559 amino acids.